Molecule: messenger RNA, 852 nt
Organism: Pseudophryne corroboree (corroboree frog)
Lineage: Eukaryota; Metazoa; Chordata; Amphibia; Anura; Myobatrachidae
Product: ras-related protein Rab-38-like
Exons: 3
Coding region: 167-805 (212 amino acids)
Biological process (GO): endosome to lysosome transport; phagosome-lysosome fusion
Cellular component (GO): late endosome; trans-Golgi network; Golgi apparatus
Molecular function (GO): GTP binding; GTPase activity
Source: RefSeq, a predicted model, not a curated record
ACUUAAAGUAGUUUGAUAUGUAACUAGCACACAGUUGCAUCAUUUUGUUCUCAUGUCUAUGUGGAAUUCUCACACACAGUGCUGAAUACAUAAAGUAAUUACUUAUAUGGAGAGUGAGCAGUUAAGGAGUCAUUUCGAGCUCUGAGCUGCAGUAGUGUACAGUACCAUGAGCUCCCCAAAGAGAGAGUUCCUCUGUAAAGUACUGAUAGUGGGAGACCUCGGUGUUGGUAAGACAUCUAUUAUACAGCGAUAUGUACACAACAUCUACUCUCACUGCUACAGAGCUACUAUCGGGGUGGAUUUUGCUCUUAAAAUCUUGAACUGGGAGAAGGACACUGUAGUGAGACUUCAGCUGUGGGACAUUGCAGGUCAAGAGCGAUUUGGACACAUGACUCGGCUAUAUUACCGUGAGGCAGCUGGUGCUUUUGUGGUGUGUGACUUGGGACGGGCUGCUACACUGCACUCUGUUCAGCGUUGGAAGGAGGAUCUGGACUCUAAGGUCUCACUAAAUAAUGGAAAUCCCAUCCCAAUGAUCCUGAUAGGGAACAAGUGUGACCUGAUCCCCCAUGGAACAAAUAGCCAAAGUGUAGAGAACCUGGGCCAGGAGCUGGGUUUUACAGACUGUCAUAUGACUUCUGCUAAGGAUAAUGUGAACAUUGAUGAAGCAAUAUCCUGUUUAAUUAAACAAAUGAUUGCAAACAAGGACGAUACUGACUCUGCAAAUGAUUCCAACAUUGUUAAACCAUCUCUGCACCCUCUAAAUUUCCGUUACACCAAAGGCUGUUCACAGUGUUGUUGCCUCUGAGUUUUGUCACUUUGUGUCACUGUGCAAAUGCAGAUAUUACAAGUAAA